Orbilia oligospora ATCC 24927 is the source of this 3252-nucleotide messenger RNA. RefSeq lists its product as uncharacterized. Lineage: Eukaryota; Fungi; Ascomycota; Orbiliomycetes; Orbiliales; Orbiliaceae. The transcript has a single exon. The record is from RefSeq and is a predicted model, not a curated record. The coding region runs from base 1 to 3252 and encodes 1083 amino acids.
AUGUCCCAAAAUAUGCCCCAAAAUAUGCAAUCUCAAACUCCAAGACCAUCUUCUUCCUCCUCGUCCUCGUCCUCUUCCUCUCCUCCUCCUCCCCAUCAAACACACACAGCCACACCUGCUUCUGCUCCUCCUCCUCCUACUCCUCUCUUCCUCCGCCUUUAUAACAUAAACCGCAGGAUCCUCGAAGAAUCCAGACGCUCCAAAACCACCGUCGAAGGAGUAGGAAUCCCUGAAGAUCCAUCUUCAUCUCUCUCCCGCCCGGGUGCUUCUCAUAAUUACGAUUCGGAGGAUAAAGCCCUAUCACAGCAGCAGCAGCAGCAGCAGGCUACUUUCGCGACAUCAAAUACUACUACAGUAGGUGGUGGUAUCAAUAAUACCCCUUCACCGAAUAAUUCUUCUAUACCUACCCCGAGUUCUACGACUUCACCUUCUGAAGAAGAAGAAGAAGAAGGAGAAGAGAGCGAUCAAAGCUGGCAGGACGAUUGGGACCAUAUCGGUAGUGACAAUAGUAGUACCGGGCGGAGUGAUAACAGUCCUCAUUCCGAAUUCGAAGAGGUUGGAAUAGAAGAGCUCAGCAGUGAAGGAUUUAAUACACCAGAGAGUGAGGACAGUGGAGGCAUUGAUACGCCGGAAAGUGAUAGCGAGAGUAAUAGUGAUACCGGAGAAAUGACUGGAAGAGGAGGAGGAAGAAAAAGGGCAUCGUCGGGUGCUCCGAUGCCACCGCCGGGGUUGACGGGUGCUACCCCUUUACCGACGGAAUCGGAGGGCUCUGCUGCUUCUGGGGAGGGUACUUCCCAACAGUCGGGGUUUAUGGGGACGCAGACAGGGGAUAGUUCUUUUACUUUUACUGCUCCCACUUCUGGGGAGACUGCAGACACGGGCUCGGGUGCGGGUAUUGGACCACCAGUUGCAUCUUCAUCAUCAUCCUCUUCUCGAAGACCAAACCCCCCUCCACUCCCCCCUAGGCCAACGAAAGCAUUUACCCCGCAACAAACCGUCCCACAACCAGCCGACGAAGCCACAGCAUCCCCAGAGGGGCAAGCCCGUCUCCGUAUAGCCCCCGGUAUAGAAUCAACUAGACGCGUCCCGCCUUCUAUUCCAUUCGACAACCUGAAUAGACCAAUAGCCAUACCACGCCGCCCCCGAGCAACUCGUGCUGCAAGGGUCGACGACGAUGGCAGUGAUGACAAUUCAGAUAUAGAAAGUGAUCUAGGAAGUGUCCACACCUCAGAUGGAUACUCCGAUCUUGACUUCCAAGAACGAGAACACUAUGACGAUGAUAACGAGUCCGCCGAAGAAGCGACAGCGGAGCCGAUAUUCCCGAUGGAUAAUCCGGACAUGGUACCACCCGUUGUUCCUGUUCCUAUACCGCCAGCUCAUGGACCGGGAUAUAAACGUACACCUCACGAUGUUCCAAGGCCUAGGUCUCCAUUUAAGCUUGAUAAGGCUAGAACACCCAGGUCACCGUCCCCUGAGAGUCUGUUGACCAAUAUUAUUACGAAUCCAGAUCCAAGGUAUGCUAAUCCUCAAGGAGGUGCAACUACUGCUGCUGAGAGUUCUGGAUGGAAUAUAAGAAGAAGAAGUACUGCAGCCGCCGGUCCUAGCAGGAGUGGUUCUGGUGACACUACUAGUACUAGUGAACUAUUCGACAUUACGAACCCAACACAUGUUCUAGCACGGCGCAUGCGAUCGAUGAAGAAUCCAAAGUUUGAUAGCACAUGGGGAGGAUCCGGAAGGACCACUGGGAAUCUAUGGGAUACAUUAGAUCCAUACCCACCAAGCGGACAUUACCACCAUAUCACGCCCCAACAAGAACCAGAACCAUACAGAGGAUCCGAUGCGGAACUUGAAAGGUUUUUAAGAAGCUUUUGUGGAACGACGGUUAAAACCCCCCCACCGGGGAGUAAAAAUGUUUUGGGAUAUAUGAUGGCAAAAGUCAACCCAGUUCUUAAAGGAUGGUUUGCGAUAUGGCAGGUUAAUUUAGUAGGGAAAUGGGUGUUGAAGCAUCAAUGGGCUGGAUGCUGGAUUGGAUUGGAUAGGAAGAAAGGGUGGUAUAGAAUACCAAUGGAGGAUCAUAAGGGACCUGGAACUACAACUACUGGUGGGCGAUGGCCUGGGGUCGAAUGCCUUGGUGGAGAAGGGAUUCGAGAUACCGUGGCAGGGAGGAUUAGGUUUUGGGGGGAAUAUUUUGAAACGAUUAGAAAGAGAGAGUUGAGGGAGAGGGUUGAGGCUGAUAAGGACGUGGAUAAAGGGUUGAAAGAGGAGAAUGAGAGGGCUAAAAGGAGCGCGGGAAUUAGAAGGAUGAAAGAAGAGGCGCUGAAGAGGAGAGGCAUUGAUAAAGGCCAUGGUGGAGGUGGGGAGAAUAGUAGUGAUGAUGACGAGAACAAUGAUGAUGAUCGUAAAGGUGGUGGUGGGGUUGGUCAAGUGGCUCAAGGUAGUUCGAGUGGACCACGAACAGAUGAGAGGGUUGAUGAGAGGGCCGAAACUAAUGUUACGGCAUCGGAGGAGGUAGGGGGGGCAGGUGGGCAGGAGACUGGGGUGUCAACUCAAGCAUUCACUCAGGCACCGACUGCAGCAGCUACUCCAUCGGCUCAGGGAUCGACUGAGGUACCAACCGAAGUACCAACCGAAGCACCGAUUGCGGCAGCGACUGAGGUAUCUACUCCGUCUACUCAGGCAGCGGCUCGAGCACCCACUCCCGCAACGGCCCAGGCAUCCACCGAGGCAUCAACUGAAGCAUCGGCGACAGCAUCGCCCCAAUCAUGGUCCCAAUCAUGGUUCCAAGCAUCGCCUGCGACACCGACUCAAGAACUGACCCAACCAUGGGCCCAAGCAUUUACCGAGGCAUCAAGUCCUGGGGAUGAAGCUACAAGAGAAAGGUCUGAAACGACUCCUAGAGCGCCAGGGAGCUGGGAGGCACCGACCGAGGCCUCCAGACAUAGAGAAGAGAGCAUAAAGAAAGAGUCUGGAACUGGGAGUUCGAAGGGGAAAGCGAAACCUGAUUAUUGGGAUCUUGCGAAAAAGAAGAUUAGAGGCACUUCGUUUUCAUCUGCUGGUUCCGCUGGUUCUCCAUCGGCUCCCACUAGCCCUACAACGGCUGAAGGUCCAUCUUCGCCGAAGAGUUCGAGAGGGAAAGAAGUUGUGAAGAAGUGGAGUUUUGGGACUGUGAGGGGGAAGGAUAAGAAUAAAGAUAAAGAUAAGGAUGGGGAUAAGGAUAAAGACAAGAAGGAUAAGGAGAAGGAUAAGGAGUAA